GCCGAGGGCAGCGCCGCGCCCUCCCAGUCCCAGGCGGCCGCCCCGGGCGUGCUCCGGCCGGCGGCGCAGGGGCGGGAUGCGGUGGCCGCGCCCGCGCCUCCUGCUCGCCGCCGCCAUGGCCCAGCUGCGGGCGCCUUCCGCGCCGGCCUCCUCCUCCUCCUCCUCCGCCGCCGCCGCCUUCGACUACCUGGUGCUGGGCGGCGGCUCGGGCGGGCUGGCGAGCGCGCGGCGCGCGGCCGAGCUCGGGGCGCGCGUGGCCGUGGUGGAGAAGGGGCGGCUCGGCGGCACCUGCGUGAAUGUUGGAUGUGUACCUAAGAAGGUGAUGUGGAAUACAGCCGUCCACACUGAAUUAAUCCACGAUCAUGCAGAUUAUGGCUUCCAAGUAACUGAUGUGAAAUUUGACUGGCGAGUAAUUAAAGAAAAGCGUGAUGCUUAUGUGAAGCGACUGAAUGAGAUCUAUCAAAAUAAUUUGAACAAGGCUCAUGUAGAAACAAUUCGCGGCCAUGCAACGUUUACGUCCGAUUCCACACCCGUGGUUGAGGUGGAGGGUCAGAGAUACACGGCACCCCAUAUCCUGAUUGCUACUGGUGGGCAGCCAGUGGUUCCCACUGAGAGCGAGAUCCCUGGAGCCAGUUUGGGAAUUACCAGCGAUGGGUUUUUUGAACUUGAAGAAUUGCCUAGGCGCACUGUUGUCGUCGGUGCUGGAUACAUAGCGGUGGAGAUAGCUGGCAUCCUGUCUGCCCUUGGUUCAAAGACGGUCUUACUGAUCCGUUACGGUGAGGUGCUGAGGAAUUUUGAUUCAAUUAUCAGUUCAAACUGCACUCAAGAACUGGAGCACGGUGGUGUAGAAGUCUGGAAACAUUCAAAGGUCAGAUCGGUUAAAAAGUUGCCUUCUGGACUGUUGACAGUAACCGUAACGUCCUCUCCUCCCAGUCAGAAACCCACCGUUAACACGAUUGACGAUGUCGAUUGUCUGCUGUGGGCCAUCGGCAGGCAGCCAAACACAGAGGAGCUGAAUUUUGGCAAGCUGGCUCUUAAGGUAGACUCUGCGGGCCACAUUAUUGUGGACGAGUUCCAAAACACCAGCCAGCCAGGGAUUUAUGCUGUGGGAGAUGUAUGUGGGAAAGCGCUUCUUACCCCAGUUGCAAUAGCAGCUGGCAGGAAACUGGCACACAGACUUUUCGAAGGUAAGGAAGAUUCCAAACUUGACUACACCAACAUCCCUACUGUGGUCUUCAGCCACCCGCCUAUUGGAACAGUGGGACUAACAGAAGCGGAAGCUGUUGCGGUUUAUGGGAGAGAGAACAUAAAAAUCUAUACUACUUCAUUCAUCCCAAUGUACCAUGCGGUAACGACGAGGAAAACAAAGUGUGUCAUGAAGUUGGUGUGUGCCACUCAGCAGGAAAAGGUGGUGGGACUUCAUAUGCAAGGGCUGGGAUGUGACGAAAUGCUCCAAGGCUUUGCAGUGGCUGUCAAAAUGGGAGCCACGAAGGCCGACUUCGAUGAGACUAUGGCCAUUCAUCCAACUUCGGCAGAAGAGUUGGUUACACUUCGUUAGAAGUCUGCACCUCCCUAAAGCUUAACAAAAGCAGAAGCCAAGGACCGACCUGCUCAGAAUCAUGCUCCCCCCACCCCCACCCGUGCCUUAAGAGGAAACUUGAAUCAUAUUGUCCUUUCUUACUGAACUUUGCUCCAAAUCCCGUUAUCCACAGAGCAGCAGUGAGAAAACCCCAGUGCUGGAACUGAGGUUGGAAUACUUGACAAGGCUAUCAAAAAAAUAAAUGAGCUUUUAAAAUCAA
Eublepharis macularius is the source of this 1799-nucleotide messenger RNA. RefSeq names its product glutathione-disulfide reductase (gene GSR). The transcript is spliced from 13 exons. Bases 77 to 1558 code for a protein of 493 amino acids. Gene Ontology annotation, cellular component: cytosol; mitochondrion. NCBI's taxonomy places the organism in Eukaryota, Metazoa, Chordata, Lepidosauria, Squamata, Eublepharidae. Gene Ontology annotation, molecular function: glutathione-disulfide reductase (NADPH) activity; flavin adenine dinucleotide binding; NADP binding. Gene Ontology annotation, biological process: cellular response to oxidative stress; cell redox homeostasis; glutathione metabolic process. The record is from RefSeq and is a predicted model, not a curated record.